Messenger RNA from Malaya genurostris, 1650 nucleotides. RefSeq lists its product as uncharacterized. The record is from RefSeq and is a predicted model, not a curated record. The transcript is spliced from 3 exons. Gene Ontology annotation, molecular function: nucleic acid binding. Bases 1 to 1650 code for a protein of 549 amino acids. Gene Ontology annotation, biological process: DNA integration. Lineage: Eukaryota; Metazoa; Arthropoda; Insecta; Diptera; Culicidae.
AUGGAGGAAAAGGUCGAUUUAAAGAUUAGAGAAAUGUUAAGUAGCGAUGUUAUUGAACCAGUCGUCGGUCCUCCAGAUUGGAUAUCUCCCAUGGUGGUAGUGCCUAAGGGUUCAUCAAACAUUUCUGAUAUUUUGUCACGUCUGUGUCCCCCGUAUGAUGCUUCUUUUGAUGAAGAAUCCGAGCACUAUGUGUGUUCUAUUGGAGAUGAAUAUAAUGCAAUCACAUUGAGCGAAAUUCGAAGCGAAACGUCCAAAGACGAAACACUUCGCGCAGUCAUGGAAGCUAUUACUAAUCAAUGCUGGCCUCAUAACCUGCCCCAUUAUCAGGCAUUUUCAAAAGAACUUGGAAUAAUUGACGGGGUAGUAGUUCGAAAUGACCGAAUUGUUCUCCCAAUCGGGUUACGACCCAGAGCACUCAGUAUUGCCCAUCGUGGACACCCAGGAGUUGUUAGCAUGCGUAGGAACCUUCGUGAGAAGCUUUGGUGGCCUUACAUGGAUCGAGACAUAGGUGAUCGGAUACAAGAAUGUGCCGGGUGCGCAGCAGUGAGCUCUCAAGGACCAGCAGAGCCAAUGAUAAGGAAGGAAAUGCCAGAUCACCCGUGGCAAGAAAUCGCAAUCGAUUUUUUCUCAGCGAAAGAAUGCGCAACCUUUUUGGUGAUCGUGGACUACUACAGUCGCUUUUUGAAGGUUAUCGAGAUGAAAAAUACCACAGCAGUCAAAACUAUAGAAGCACUUGAAGAAGUGUUUGUUGAACAAUCUUACCCGGAAUCAAUUCGCUGUGAUAAUGGGCCCCCUUUUUCUAGCGAAGAAUUCUCAACCUAUUGCGCCCGUAAGAAUAUAAGGUUGGUUCGUACCAUUCCAUACUGGCCUCAGAUGAAUGGCUUAGUCGAGCGACAAAAUCAAGGCAUUCUGCGAGCUUUGCGAAUUUCUAGAGCUAUGAAUGCUGACUGGCGUGCUGCUGUCAAAACCUAUGUACACAUGUACAAUACUACACCACAUACCAUUACUGGCAAGGCUCCAAUGGUAUUACUAACUGGUAGACCUGUUAAAGAUUUGUUGCCUUCUUUGAAAACCGAUCCUUAUUGGAAUCGCAAUGAGGUAAUUCGAGACAGAGACGCUAUUGAAAAAUUCAAAGGGAAAACUUACGCCGACAACCGUAGACACGCGAAAUUAUCUGGAAUAGUUGAAGGAGAUACGGUAUUGUUGAGAAACUAUGCAACAGGGAAACUGGAACCAAAUUUCAGACCGGAAAAGUUUACAGUUAUUAAGAAAAAUGGUAACGAAACAGUUGUUACCAAUGAGGAAGGUGUUAAGUAUCGACGACCUGUAUCGCACCUGAAGAAAUGGAUCAAACCGCAUGCCGACACGCCUCACAAUUUACUCUGGAACAAUCGCUCGGACAAAUUACAAUUCCCGUGCAUAGCACUCGCGGGAACAUCAAUAAAUAAGGAUAACGGAACAAAACAGAACACGGAUGGAGGGAAAGGUUGUGUUUCAGAACGACCAAGAAGAACUAGGAAACUACCGGCUCGCUUGAUUAUGGUUAAACUGGAAGAAGCGGAGUGCGAGGAAAUGGAACUGCUGUACCGCUCUCAGGAAACAUGGAAAUUCUCAACGCUUAACGAAUCCCGCAACGGCCCUGUGCCGUAA